Ordospora colligata OC4 is the source of this 1734-nucleotide messenger RNA. RefSeq names its product vacuole import and degradation protein. NCBI's taxonomy places the organism in Eukaryota, Fungi, Microsporidia, Ordosporidae. The record is from RefSeq and is a predicted model, not a curated record. Gene Ontology annotation, cellular component: nucleus; cytoplasm. The transcript has a single exon. Bases 1 to 1734 code for a protein of 577 amino acids.
AUGGUUAUUGAUAAGAUAAAGAGGAUGUUUUCGAGUGUGAAUAGGAAAGAGGAGAUGUUUGGGGACAUUUAUGAUCAGGGUGAGGUUUUGAUUCACAAAUGUUUAAUGCUCAAGAUUAAGGAUGAAGUGUGUUUUGAGAGGAAAGGGAUAUCUAAGAAGUUCAAGAUUGAUGAGAUUGUAUCACUGGAGUAUAGAGAAGGGACUCUAUCUUUUAUCCAUGGCCAUAAGAAGUAUGUGUUUAUAGGAUCUGGAGACUUUUGUAGCUUUGAAAGAGAGAUAAAGCCCUUUACGAAAGAAGUUGAAGAGGCUUACAAGAAGACAGCAAAAUACUCUCGAUAUAACAUAAGUACGGGGCUGUUUGAAGAAGUAGCUGAUAAAGUGAAAGUAUGGAUAGUCAAGGAUAAGGUGUUUGUGAUAAGAAUAGAGACAGGAAAGGAAGUGAUACAUUUUGAAGAGAUCAAGACAGAAACGCAGUACUACAUGGAUCAGGUCAACAUGACGUUUGUAUGGUCUGUGCUUAAGGAUGGAGCAUUCCAUACCUUUUCUCUAAGGUUUAUGCAUAAUGUAGACUUUUUAGAGUUUCUCAGCAAAUAUGUUGGAUGUUUGUACAAGAACGUAAAUGAUGAUGAAAAAGGAGAUGCGGAUGCAGAGAAGUACUUUGAGCGAAUGGAGAUGGAGAACUAUAUACAUGAUGAGUCUGAAAACACAGAUGAUAAAGAAGACUAUGAGAGUUGCGAUGAUGACGAGCUUGAGAAUCAUUUUGGAGAAGCAGAUGAGAAGAACAAACAUCUUGUCAUAGGAGAUGAGAUGGCGUUUAUUACAAGAGGAAAGUCUGUAGGAGUGUUUAGAAACACAGAAGAGGGAUUGGAGUUUAAGGCGAACAUUAAGAAUGUGCUUGAUAAUGAGAUAGAGAAGAUGAUUACGCAUGGAAAGUGCAAGGAGCUGAUAUAUCUAGACAAGAACGAAAGAGAUAGGCUGCAUAUGCUAGAUGUGGAAAGGGGAGAAGUUGUUGAGACAUGGGAGAUGAAUAGGGAGGUGAAUGAUUACUUUGAUUCUGAAAAGCUUGUGGAUACAGGGACGCUUAUUGGAGUGUCUGAUUACUCUGUGUUUAGGAUUGACCCGAGAACAAAAGAAAAGGUGGUUGAGUCUAAGGAGUACAAAACGAAGAAUGAGUUUAAUUGUGGAAUGGCAACUGGCAAAGGACACGUGGUGGUUGCAUCUAGAAAGGGAGAUCUGAGACUAUAUGACAAGAUUGACAAGAGAGCGAAGUCACUUCUUCCUGGGUUUGGAGAUGAGAUUAAGCAUGUAGACGUUACGAGCAAUGGAAAGUAUAUUAUUUGUACUUGCAAGAACUAUCUAAUGCUGAGCAGUGUGCCUGGUGACUAUAAGACACCUGUUGGGAAAGAUAAGCCAGUGCCAAAGAGGCUACAGCUGAAGCCUGAGCAUUUGGCAUAUAUGAAUGAGGAGAUUGACUUUACACCGGCGAAGUUCAGCACAGAUGAGUCAGAGAGCAGUAUAAUCACAAGUACAGGAAGCUAUGUGAUAAAAUGGAAUCUAGAAGAUGUGCUGAACGGAAAACCAUACUCUUAUCAGCUUGCAAAGUGUAACGAUUUGAUAGUAGCGGACAACUUUGAGUUUGGUGAGAAUAAUAGUGUUAUUGUUACUAUGCCUGAUGAUGUAAAGAAAGUUAAUGUAAAGAGUUUGAAGAAGCCAAAUAGAUCGAUAUGGAGAUGA